CUGGAGCCGCCGACGAGCAAAACACGGCUGGCGGCACGAACGCGGCCACACGCUCGCGACCAGUCGCUCCAGUUCUAGCGACAGCGGUCGACAGCGCGAACCAGGGACCAGCGGCGCCCACGCCGCCGGCGCGGCGCCCAGCUUAUUAACAGACAGCCCACGCGGCAGCCGCGUACCGGCCGCCGUACGCUACCAUGGCCGACGAGGGCGAGAAAUGGGAGUGCCCCGUCUGCAUGUUCGAGAACCUGCCGACGAACCGGGGCACGUGCGAGUUCUGCGGCGAGGCGAUGCCUCCGCGAAACGACGCCGUCGAGGACACGCCGGCGCCGCCACCCGCACCAGUCGACCCGCCCGUCGAGGACGACCCCGUCCCGGAACCGCCGCCGGCGCCUUCUACUGGGGAUGAACUAGCUCAGCUCCUGGAAGAGUUCGAGGCCGCCGCUGGGAGCCCGAAAACCUCACAAGACAAGCCCAAAGAACCAAAAAAAACGACUGUAAGAGUGAGAGGUUUUGAUGUGUGCUCGGAGCAGGGCAAGCGCCCGUCCAUGGAGGACGUCUACGUCAUAACACCCAGCAUACAUGACGAUCCGUCGCGAAGUUACUUCGGAGUCUUCGACGGCCACGCCGGCAGCCGCGCGGCCCAGUACUGCGGCCAGCGCAUGCUCGACCACAUCACGGGCACGGCGGCCUGGCAAAGGAGAGACGUCCUGGCCGCGACGAAGUUCGGCAUGGCGCGGACGGAGCAAGCGUACCUCCGAGCGGCGCUGUCCGCGCAGCCGCGGUGGUUCGACGGCACCACCGCUGUUGUCGUUUUAGUAGUAGAUGGGAUACUCACGAUAGGCUGGUGCGGCGACUCGCGAGCUGUCUUGGGGAGAAAGGCGAAGGGUAGCAAACAGUGGACGGCCUUCGAACUGAGCCAUGACCACAAGCCCACGAACCCGCGGGAGCACAAAAGGAUCUUACAACUGGGGGGCAUGGUCGGCCGCAGUCUCAAGGAGGCCCAGUCGGGCAAGGCCUACCAGCGGGCGGGCGGCUGUGUGGAAAUCAACCAGUCAGGUUAUCUCGGCACCGCGGUCAUCUGAGAGGCCCAAACUCGGACACGACCUCCGAGGGAUACCCUCUUCAUCAGAGAGCGAGUAGCACCUCACCCCGACCCCAACACACCCCAAAUUGAAGCACAAGUUGAACUUUGCUUGCCACACAGGCCGGGGGCGCUUGUCCCGUGUUUUGCUUCGGCGCGAACCAGGACUCGCCCCUCAGAUGCUAUCCCGGCGGGCUGUCGCUCUCGCGGUCGAUCGGCGACGUGACGCUCAAGUACCACCCCAAGAAGGUCGUCGUCGGCGAUCCCGAAGUUGUGCAGCAGCGCAUUUCUCCGGACGACCGGUUUAUCCUACUAGCGUGCGACGGCAUCUGGGACGUCAUGACCAAUGAAAGGGCCGUGGCUAUUGCCUCGAAGGCCAUUAGGAACAAGGAGGACGCCGCUAGAGCGGUCGUGCGGCAGGCCUACGCUUUGGGCUCGACGGACAACAUGACUGCCGUGGUAGUUCAUUUGGCGGCGGGGGCGGUGGCGGCCGCCGAGUAAUAGGGUACUACUAGU
Messenger RNA from Pelagomonas calceolata, 1597 nucleotides. The record is from the annotation of a GenBank genome assembly. NCBI's taxonomy places the organism in Eukaryota, Pelagophyceae, Pelagomonadales, Pelagomonadaceae.